AGAACAGAGCACUUUGCUCCUCUCUCAGGAUGAAUGGAGACCAGAAAUUGGAUGUUUAUGCUCAAGAAAAGCAGAAUUUCAUCCAGCACUUCUCUCAGAUUGUCAGGGUGCUGACUGCAGAUGACCCAGAGCACCCAGAGACUGGAGAUGUCCUUGCCCGGCUCAAGGAGAUCCUAGAGUACAAUGCCAUCGGAGGCAAGUACAACCGAGGUUUGACGGUGCUGGUAGCAUUCCGGGAGCUGGUGGAGCCAAGGAAGCAGGACGCUGUCAGUCUGCAGCGGGAGCUGACCAUGGGCUGGUGUGUGGAACUGCUGCAGGCUUUCUUCCUGGUGGCAGAUGACAUCAUGGAUUCAUCCCUUACCCGCCGGGGACAGGCCUGCUGGUAUCGGAAGCCAGGCGUAGGCUUGGACGCCGUCAACAAUGCUCUCCUUCUGGAGGCCUGUAUCUACCUCCUGCUGAAGCUGCACUGCCGGGAACAGCCCUACUACCUGAACCUGUUGGAGCUCUUCCUGCAGACUUCCUACCAGACUGAGGUCGGGCAGACUCUGGACCUCAUCACAGCCCCGCAGGGUCAGUUGGACCUGAGCAGAUACACCGAGAAGAGGUACAAGUCUAUUGUCAAGUAUAAGACAGCUUUCUACUCCUUCUAUCUGCCUGUUGCUGUUGCCAUGUACAUGGCUGGCAUUGACGGGGAGAAGGAGCACAGCAGCGCCAGGAGGUUCCUGAUGGAGAUGGGCGAGUUCUAGAUCCAGGAUGAUUUCCUUGACCUUUUGGGGGACCCCAGUGUGACAGGGAAGAUUGGCACUGACAUCCAGGACAAUAAGUGCAGCUGGCUGUUGGUUCAGUGCCUGCAGCGGGCCACUCCGGAGCAGCGCCAGAUCCUGCAGGACAAUUACGGGCAGAAAGACGCCGAGAAGGUGGCGAGGGUGAAGGCACUGUACGAGGAGCUGGACCUGCUGCGGUACGAGGAAGACAGCUACAGCCGCCUCAUGAGCCUCAUCCAGCAGCACACCGCACCGCUACCCCAGGCCAUCUUCCUGGGGCUGGCGAACAAGAUCUAC
Messenger RNA from Fukomys damarensis (Damara mole-rat), 1061 nucleotides. Its product is annotated as farnesyl pyrophosphate synthase-like. The record is from RefSeq and is a predicted model, not a curated record. Gene Ontology annotation, molecular function: (2E,6E)-farnesyl diphosphate synthase activity; dimethylallyltranstransferase activity. Gene Ontology annotation, biological process: trans, trans-farnesyl diphosphate biosynthetic process. Gene Ontology annotation, cellular component: cytoplasm. NCBI's taxonomy places the organism in Eukaryota, Metazoa, Chordata, Mammalia, Rodentia, Bathyergidae.